This is a messenger RNA of Microdochium trichocladiopsis, 318 nucleotides long. RefSeq lists its product as uncharacterized. Lineage: Eukaryota; Fungi; Ascomycota; Sordariomycetes; Xylariales; Microdochiaceae. The record is from RefSeq and is a predicted model, not a curated record. Gene Ontology annotation, molecular function: methylmalonate-semialdehyde dehydrogenase (acylating, NAD+) activity; malonate-semialdehyde dehydrogenase (acetylating, [NAD(P)+]) activity. Gene Ontology annotation, biological process: L-valine catabolic process; thymine catabolic process. The coding region runs from base 1 to 318 and encodes 105 amino acids. Gene Ontology annotation, cellular component: mitochondrion. The transcript has a single exon.
AUGUCCUACCAGGCCUCACAGGGGCUGGGCUCGCUGGCCUCGCAGCUGGGUGCAGCCAAAUCCACCGGGAUUGACUCGACGGCCGGAUAUCGCACGACGCACAAGCAUGUCGCGAACCCUCCAGACACUCCAAACUUCCUCAACAACACCUUUGUGCGCUCUGCUGCGUCGCAAUGGAUCGAUCUUAAGGAUCCAGCGACAAACCAACAGGUCACCCGCGUACCAGAAAGCACCGACGAGGAAUUGCAGCAGGCUGUCGACUCUGCUGAACAGGCCUUCCCCGCUUGGAAGGCAACGAUCCUCUUGCAUAAACAAUAG